This is a messenger RNA of Cercopithifilaria johnstoni, 699 nucleotides long. The record is from the annotation of a GenBank genome assembly. Lineage: Eukaryota; Metazoa; Nematoda; Chromadorea; Rhabditida; Onchocercidae.
AUGUUACAGACGUUGGAGAAUCUCUGCAACGAACUUAUUGAUUCUUUACCCGAUCACAGAAUUCGAGGAGGACGCACAGUUACUGUGAAAAUGAAGUUCUCGACGUUUGAUGUAAUUACAAGAUGCUGCAGCGUGGAUUACAUGAUUUCUGAUGUAGACCACUUGUUUGCUUUAUGUUCAAAGUUUGUACGUCGAGAAAUGCACAAUGACAGUAACAAAUAUUUGCGACUGCUUGGUGUGCGGUUAGCGCGUCUAGUCUUCGAAAACGAGAAGGCUGAGUCGGCAAACUCUCUAUGCUCAUUCUGGAAUCGAAAAGAAACGGAAUCUACAGCAAUGGAAUAUUUUAAUGAUGCAACAAAUCAUGGCCCUUUACUCUCAGCUUUAAAAUUCGACGGUACUGGCGGAUUAGAUGGUGCUUCCACAAAAGUGGUUCAUUUGGAUGAACCACAGUCUUGCCCAAUUUGCGAAGUCGCACUGCCGAGAGAGCUCGGUUUGGUGAAUCAUCAUAUCGACGAAUGUUUAAAUAGACAGGCGAUAAAUGAACUGCAGGAUGCUCAAAAUACCAACAAAGCGACCGUGAAACGUAGAAGUCAAGAAGAUAAGAUGCCAAAGAAAAAACUGGUGAAGAGAAGUGCGCCAAAUAAGAUACCCAAGAAUUCAUUAGAAAAUUAUUUGAGCAGAAAGCCAACGAACAUGUGA